AGCCAGUGCAUUGAGUACACCGGUGCUGGAGGAGGGUAUACUACUCGUAGUUCCUGUUAUGUUAGCACGCCCCUCAUGUGAUGCUCAGAAGACUAUUGGAUCCAUUACCCCUCAAUCUCAUGCUGCCUAGGUGAUUCCUGGUACUGCGUUCAAGACCUCGUGUCCAAUCAGCGACGAGUUUCAUGAUGACACCUUGGGAUUCCGCGAAGUAGUUUCUUUCAGAAGAGAUGACAGCGAAACAGAGUUGACGCACUUAUGAGGAAAGAAGGGAAUGACAGUACGCAAAGUUCCACAAUUUGUUAUGUGGUUCAAAUAAUAUUGGGAAUAGGCACUUGGAUGUUUAUUCGAUAACUUGUGCGUGCAGACGCAAGCGACACGCACUUUUAUUCUUCGCUUGGAAUAUUAAUCAUCCCAGUCACAUUGGGAAAGACACGUGUAGGCGUGAAGCCACGUUUUCCGGAGUCAUCUGUUUCCCGAUGCGCAUAUGACGAGAAUCCCGCUCCCUAAGUUUAGGUGUGUUUAAAUUACAGUAGCAGCUGAUUUCUCCAUUUCCAGGACAUUUUUGGGUAGGCUAACUACAAUGACGGAGUCUGAAACUGCAGCAAGGUCCUUGGGGACGGUCUCAAACGGUGACCGCUCAGACAAACUAGCCGGCGAGGAGGGAUCUGAAGAAAGUCAAGAAAGCCGGACCCUGUUAAUGGUCGCAAAGAUUCUGCUGGACUUAAAUCAGUGUAUCCCGAGCGGCAUCAGCAGCAAAUGCAUUGUGAACAGUGAUACGGACAAUCCACCCGGCGUGAAGGAAAACCGGGAGAAAUGCAGACAAAGCUCGAGCAGGGGGAAAAGGACACGGAACCGUGACAGAUUACGUGUAUCCGCUGAGAAGAAACACUGCUGUCCCUAUGCUGACUGCGGGAAAAUAUACGGCAAAUCAUCCCAUCUUAAGGCGCACUUCAGAGUACACACGGGUGAGAGGCCCUUUCAGUGUACUUGGCCAGGCUGCGCAAAGAAAUUCUCACGAUCGGAUGAAUUGACGAGACAUUUUCGCACGCACACCGGCGAGAAGCGCUUCACGUGCCCGCUCUGCGACAAAUGCUUCAUGCGAAGCGAUCACCUCACCAAGCACGCCCGCAGACACGACGGCUUCCACCCCAGCAUGCUCCAGGGUCCCUCCGGGCGAAGACGACACUCUUCAACGUCCACAUCGUCCUCUGGCUCCAGCGAUCACGUGUCUGCUGGUGUUUGAGCAACCACGUGACCCCUCCACUGCAUAUUUUGGAUGUCUUUCUUUCCUGAGGCUAAGAUCUCGGAGCUUCUGUUAUUGAGUUAAUUAUAUGAGAUAACAGAGGUGUUAUGCAUAAUGGAGAUGCUGUGCUGGAGUUCUCAUGGACUUCUCAAUGGAAUGGACAGUAAUCAUUUGGCAGAAACAAUGUAAUAAGCAUUUACUCUGAGGAUUAUUUAAAAUGUAUAGGGGUAUGUCACAGAUAUGACAGAUUUCAAUACAGAGGAGCCAGGGGAUUUAUUAUACAACCACUGUGACAAAGGGAAGUGAACAUAUUCUGAAUAAAACUAUAUUAUGCGUGCUGAAACCGACACAUUUUAUUGAUCACUUUGAAGUGUCAAAUUUUGCAGUGGUCCAAUUAUUGGAAGUGGGUUUUACAAUAGUCGCUAUGAAUGUUUUCGGUUCUUUUGUGUUAUUUACGGGGACAGUGGUUGAUUUCAGUGUUGAAGAUAUGAUAUUAAUAGAUGGGUACUUAUGAGAUAAAGUUUGCAUUGGUUUUACAUACACAAACAAGCUUUUGUGAUUGUUUUUUUUUUUAACAAUCAUAAUCAUUUGCAUAUUCUAAUCAGUUAUGCAGAAGAAUGUAACUUAUUUAAUGUACAGCAUUGAAAAUACUCCUCAUUCAGAACACUUUUAUUAUUUCUUUUUGAAACUUUUUUUUUAUCAGCCUUCACAAAUGAUGUAGUGAGACUCAACAAAUGUUCACUCAUUAAUAGUUUCCCACCGCCAUCUAUUGGUUUGUUAUGGGAAAACACACUACAAGCUGUGCCUUAGGACCGUACACUAAUUGAACAGCUGAAAAAGACAGAACAAAAUAUUGUAUUUCUCCCACUAUCUAUGGUUUUAUUAGCAGCUGUUUACUUGAAAUAGUGUAAUUUAAAUCUAGAUCUACCGUAAUGAACAGCCAUUGUGCUUUAAAAGACACAAGCACAAACUGAAUUUUAAAUGUGAAUCAAAAAUCAAUGCAUUGGUUCUUUAUUCAAUAACAAUUGUAUAGAUUUUUAUAUUUGAUGUUAUGAUAACAGAUCAACAGAUGUUUGGCUUUUAUUGUCAUAUAGUAUCUGUGCUAAUUUAUUGUUCAGAUGUUCCAUGUUUAGUAGACUGAGAGUCUGAAUUCAAGAAGCAGGUUAUUUGAAACAUACAGUAAUUGUAAAAAUGCUCAACCUGUGCCUCGUUUUGAGCUUAAGAACUCUUAGAUUGCAGAAUGUAAUAAAAGUACUUUGGUGUAAUUUACAAAACUCUU
Molecule: messenger RNA, 2522 nt
Organism: Carassius auratus (goldfish)
Lineage: Eukaryota; Metazoa; Chordata; Actinopteri; Cypriniformes; Cyprinidae
Gene: klf9
Product: Kruppel like factor 9
Exons: 2
Coding region: 581-1243 (220 amino acids)
Biological process (GO): regulation of transcription by RNA polymerase II
Molecular function (GO): RNA polymerase II cis-regulatory region sequence-specific DNA binding; DNA-binding transcription factor activity, RNA polymerase II-specific
Source: RefSeq, a predicted model, not a curated record